AUGAAGGGCGUAGUAAAGCAUGCAUCAUCUGUGAACAAUCGAAGGCAGUUCAUGUUGAUGGCGAACAAAAAAAACGCAAUUCCCACAUAUGGGAAAGAGAUAUCUCACAAGGUAAAAGAAAAUCAUCAAAAAAAUCCAGCAACAGAUGGAGGAAGAGAUAAACAAAAGAUCAACACAAAAAGAAUCACAGACACUGCUUUCAUCGAUCGCAAAGGGAAGGAAAAAGAUACGUCCAUUCUAGACACUAAAAGAAAAAAGGAAAAAGACAAAAAUGUAAGUGCUAAGACGAAGGAUAUGGGGAUCAGUAGCACUAAUGCUGUGAAUUACACUAAUGGCACGAGCAAAAAUAGCAACGUGAUUGUAGAAAGUUCGCAUGCUAGGGAUUCAUCCCUACGUUUGAUAAAAAGCCACAGAAGUGAAACAGUAGAAAUGGUAGACACAAUAGAAGCGGUAGGGGAAACCAGCUGUAGCAGAAAAAAGGCUAACUUGGGAAAGAUAAAAAAUUUGAAGAGGUGUGUAGAUUUCAACAAAGUAAAAGUAAAUAGUGAUGACAAAACAAGAAUGAAAAAUAGUGGAAAUGCAUGCGAAAUGAAAAUAAGAUGUAAGGGGAAAAAUAAAUCACCCAAGUUUUUUCCACUCACAGAAGAUGACCCUGAGAAUGAAUCAAGUAUGUCAAAUUUGAACAUCCCAAGAAUUUAUUCGAAUAAUGACAUCAAUGUAGAAAAUCACUCUUUAGAAAAUGAAAUAGAUAAAGAGGAUAAAGUGCAUAAAUUAAAAAAUAAAAUUUUAAUAAAGUACAGUGAUUUACUUCUCUACCAUUUUAGUAGCAUAAAAAAAUUGCUUCACUCUAGUGCAAAUGAAAAUUUACAAGUUAAGCUGGAUAGAGAAAGCAUACAUAACUUCCUAAAACUUACAUGUAAAUAUGAAUGUUACGACUACGCUAUUGCGUGCAUCAUGCUUCUAUUAUUGGAUAGACUUAACAAUUCUGAUAUUGAAUUGAAUCAAAAUCAGAAGGAUGAUCUUGAGGAAGCCCUUCGAGUUUACAACUACAAUAGCGUGAUGUCUUACAAGGGAACCUUCAAAGCGUAUCACAAGCUCAGCACGGACAGGAAGCAUGGCAGCGGCAGCAGAAAUGACAACAAUAAUAGCAAUAAUAACAGUAGCAAUAAUAACAGUAGCAAUAAUAACAGUAGCAAUAAUAACAGUAGCAAUAAUAACAAUACCAAUAGCAAGAACAAUAAUGACGAGCGCAAAGGUAUGACAAGUGGGACAGGGAACUCGAAAGAGGCCCAGGUUAGCGAUAAAAACUGCAUCGAUGCAGAGAAGAAAAAAAAUAUUUGUAAAAGCAUCCGAAAUGUAAUAAAAGACAAAUUUUUGUUGAAUUGUGAAGCCAUGAUAAACAUUUUAAACUGCAUCCUAUGCAUGAUUAAUAACGAUAAAGAUAAAAUUUAUUACAUUCACUUGAAUGCAAAUCAGUAUAAAAUAAUAUCUGACAUAACCGAGACAGGGGUGAAAUAUAAAUAUGAACAGCUAGCUAAAUACACAUAUAAGAAAUCAUUCGAAUUAGCAGAAAUAUAUUUACAACCAACAGAUAUACACUUUUUACAGUUAGCUAGCCGGUACAUAUCCUUUUUGUAUUUCAACUUGGGCCAUGAACAACUGGCCUUAAAUAUUUCGAUUCACGUAUUUGAUCGAACUUGUGACUUUCUGAACAAAAUAGAAGACAUAGAAGAGGCGACCAAGUGUAUACAGAUUCUUAGUAAGCUACGUCAAAACAUAAAACGCUGGUCGAGGAGCCUGAACAAGAGCAGUGUUCUCUUUCUGGAUUUUUGA
Plasmodium gonderi is the source of this 1833-nucleotide messenger RNA. RefSeq names its product 14-3-3 protein. The record is from RefSeq and is a predicted model, not a curated record. The transcript has a single exon. The coding region runs from base 1 to 1833 and encodes 610 amino acids. NCBI's taxonomy places the organism in Eukaryota, Apicomplexa, Aconoidasida, Haemosporida, Plasmodiidae.